AUGGGCGACGGCUGGCGCGACGUAACAACAUACUUCGACAUCGAAACCCUCCUCAAAAGCGACGCCUGGAGAGAAUUCACAUACAUCACUCCCUGCACCGACUUCAUCGCAUCAGGCUACGACCACCGCCGCAAGCGCGUCGCGCAACCAGAAACCUGGGACGCCCUGCUCAAAGACCGAGACGGCGCAGAUUCUGGCGCAGAAGUACGCAUGAUGAUUGUCCCAUACAAACAGGAAAAAGCUACCGGCGACCUCACGACCGAAGACGGCCGCCUCAUGCAGCCCUGGCACGCAGCCCCCGGCCACGAAGUCAUCGAGAACCCCCGCCUCGCCGCCCCCGACCAAGACCUCAAGGGCGAAGUCCGCAUCACCGCGCGCAGGGGAAAGCGCGCCAUCCCUGUACAAACCGGCAUGAGCGAGAAGGAAUCGUGGAAAGCGCUCAAGGGCAGGAAAGGCGGUUUUGCGCCUGAAGAUUGGAUGCCCUACCACAACGACAUGGCCGACGCCGUCGGCUGGAUCUACGGCGGCUGGGGACGCCGCGCGCACCUGGCGGAUCAGGCCCUGUCCAGUUGA
Messenger RNA from Parastagonospora nodorum SN15, 573 nucleotides. RefSeq lists its product as hypothetical. The record is from RefSeq and is a predicted model, not a curated record. The coding region runs from base 1 to 573 and encodes 190 amino acids. NCBI's taxonomy places the organism in Eukaryota, Fungi, Ascomycota, Dothideomycetes, Pleosporales, Phaeosphaeriaceae. The transcript is spliced from 2 exons.